GAACGAGGGAGCUGGGAUUUUGGGGGGCUUGCUCCUUUCACAGUUCCGGGGAAAAACGCCCCACUUUUCCAGGUAGCCGAAGCAGACACCGGUCAUGCGUGCUGCCGUCAUCACACCACACCUAGACAGCGCCAACGACACCCCAAAGUGCCUCCCACGGCAAGUCAACCACCAUGGCUGAGCGCGGGAAGCGCCAGGAUCCCAAGAACCCCGCAGCGCAACGCCGGGAGAAGCGCCGUCGACGAGCUGUCGGCGAGGAGAAUGCGUCCCAGGAAGACAAGAGAUUCGCGGUCCUGGGUCUUUUGAGGGCCGUAGUAGUGGCGGCGGGCGUCGUGGCAGCAGGAGAAGCUCAUCGUAGCCACUACCCUCAGGAACGGCAGCUCAACUACGAGCCCGAGCGACUUCCGUGGGUCCAACACGAGGUGGACCUCGAUCAACGGCACGGCUGGCGGCGGUCGUACCGCAUGGAGAAAGGCAAUUUCCACAAACUCGUCGAGCUACUCCGCCCUUUGCUGGAAGUCCACGCCUUCUUCGGCGGAGAAGCUCAUCGUAGCCACUACCCUCAGGAACGGCAGCUCAACUACGAGCCCGAGCGACUUCCGUGGGUCCAACACGAGGUNUCGUCGAGCUUCUCCGCCCUUUGCUGGAAGUCAACGCCUUAUUCGGCGGUGAGUGUUGAUGUGUAG
Ectocarpus sp. CCAP 1310/34 is the source of this 686-nucleotide messenger RNA. Lineage: Eukaryota; Phaeophyceae; Ectocarpales; Ectocarpaceae. The record is from the annotation of a GenBank genome assembly.